AUAUUUUACAGAUCUUCCCAGGCCGGCCUCAGUUUCAGUUUUUGGCAUUUCAACAUUUCAAGGAUCAUUCUUCAGAGCAACGAUUUCUGUGUAAACUGCUUACGAAGUGCUCGUGGUGCGUGGUGAUGCAAGAAAAAUAUUUCCUGCUUGGGGCGUGCCUCUUACGUCACAGCGUGACAGAGAGAGACUGCAUCGAGCACGAAACUUGGCACUGGGAACGAUAUCAGGAUGUGACGUCAGUUAUCGGAAUGGCCGGAGGAGGAAAGUGUUCAUCGGUGAGGGAAAUGAUACUAGUAACACUGUGAAGGGGGAUGUUUGUAAACCAACACUGCACUUAUAUUCAUGUUCUGAGUAAUUCUGUACAGAAUUUUUAAACAAGUUAUCCUUAACAUUACUGAUGCAAGAUCUUUCAAAAUCUGCUCAACUGGGUUAAGAUUGUACAAGUUCGUAAUAGCUGCUGCACACGCUUAUGAUCAAAAUUCAAGAUGUCUUCGUUCUUCAAACAACUGUUCCCCUUCAUGAAAGUCAAGAAAAAGAAGGAAUUUUCCUACAUUAUUCGUGGAGUUGACCCUAACACUAUUUGGAGUCUUGUUGGUGAACUAGGUGAUGGAAGUUUUGGGAAGGUUUAUAAGGCAGAACGAAAAACAGAUAGUGUUCUAGCAGCUGCCAAGAUCAUUGAUGUUAAAGAUGAAAGUGAACUGGACGACUUUAUGGUUGAAAUAGACAUUCUGAGUGAGUGUAAACACAAGCAUGUCGUGGGAAUGUAUGAAGCUUACUACCAUGAAAAUAAGUUGUGGAUGAUGCUGGAAUUUUGUUCUGGAGGAGCUUUAGAUGAUUUAAUAUUAGAACUUGAGCGAGGUCUAAAUGAAGAACAGAUCAGAGUGGUGUGCAAGCAAAUGUUUGAGUGCCUCCACUUUCUUCAUACUCACAAAGUAAUCCAUAGAGAUUUGAAAGCUGGAAAUUUGCUGCUUACAAAUGAGGGCAACAUCAAGCUUGCUGAUUUUGGUGUUUCUGCCAAGAACAAGAAAACUAUACAGAGAAGAACAACAUUCAUUGGGACACCUUACUGGAUGGCUCCUGAAGUUAUUGUAACAGAGACAUGCAAAGAUGACCCCUAUGACUACAAGGCUGAUAUUUGGUCUGCUGGUGUUACACUCAUUGAGCUGGCUGAGAUGCAACCUCCCUACCAUGACAUGCACCCUAUGAGAGUGUUGUUCAAAAUACCUAAAGCUGACCCACCUACACUGCAGUUUAGAAAUAGAUGGUCCAAGGAUUUCCAUGAUUUUCUGUCUCUUUGUGUGGUAAAAUCCCCUGAAAUGCGAUCAUCAGCAGCAGAUUUACUGGAGCAUCCUUUUAUUGUCAACUGUGUUGACAAUAAACCUCUGAAAGAACUUUACAAUGAAGCCAAGGCUGUUGUGAUUGAAGAAUUUGAAGAUCUUCCUGAAGAUAAAGAGAAGAGAGAUAAAGAAGCCCUGAAGUCAGCAGAAUCGACUGAGUCUUUGGACGAAAGUGAAGAAUUGUUUAUCGAAACAGGUUCAAAGGACUUGGAUAAGGAGAAAGACGAGAGAGAGGAGAGUGAGCUGGAAGAAUCUACAGAGAAGGAAAAAGAUUCUGAGAAAGAGGCUGGAACAGAGGAAGGUGAUGAAGAUCUCAAGGAAAAUGCAGAGGUGAAGAAAGAAGAAAGAGACGAAAAUUUAUUAGAGAAAGAGGAGGAAAUUGCAGAUAAAGGGGAAACGAAGGAAGAACAAAAGUCAGAAGGAGAAAGUAAUAAAGAAGAGGGACCCUUGGAAAACCAAGCGGAUGCGGUGGAAGAAAAUAUAGAAGUUUUCGAUGACAAGGAGGUGAAAGAGGAAAAGGAGAAAGAGAACCUUGAAGAAAAGGAGGAGGAAGUUGAGGUGAAGAUAGAGGAAGCUGGAGAGAGGAAGGAUGAAGGCGAAACGGAAAGUCACGGAUCUGAAGAAAAGAGGGAAGAAGGUCAAGCUGAGACGGAGGAAGCGGUUGAGAAAAUCGAAGAAGAUGGAGAAACGAAGGAGGAAGUUUCAGAAAGUAGAGGGGAAACAGAUGAAAAGAAAGAAGAAGUUGAAGAGAAACUCGAGGAAAGAAAAGAAGAACCUGAAGUUGUAACAAAAGAUGCUGAAGAUAAAGCAAAUGAUAUUGAAGCAAAAGAAGAGAUGGAAGAUGAAGAAGAAGUUACAACUGAGGAGUCGAAAGAGGAACCCACAGCGGACGAGGCUGAUGCCGUGAUAGUUGUUAAAGAUAGUAAUGAACCGGCAAAAGUAACACAAAAAGAAGGACAGCAACUGCCAGAUAAGUACUCUACACGCUUAGACAACAUCUUAGACAAGUUAGAGGAAGACGAAGGAGAGUCAGCAGGCGAAGUAGGAGAACCAUCAGUUCCUCAAGACGAAGAAAAACCCGAAGAGGGUGAAAAGCAGAGGGAUGAAGAAACAACGACAGCUCAGGAAGAAGAGAAAUCAGAUGACGCUGAGGAAACAGCCACAAAAGUGGAGGAGAAAGAAACGGAAGAAAAGAACGACGAAGACAAGGACAGUGAACAGACUGAAAACAAAACUGAAUUAGAAGAUGAACAGACUUUAGAUGCAGAUGAAAAGAUUCCCAUACCAAAUGGCGAUGUGUUAGUUCAACCCGUGAAGAACGACAAAGAACCGUCCAAUCAUUCUAAAGAGAAAUCAGAAACUACAGAUGGCGUGGAGGAGAAAAGUUUCAAAACAUUAAAAAGGAUUCGUAAGUAUGAAAAAGAUGGCAAGAUAGUGACGGAGACGACAUCACGAGUUGUAGAUGUGAGUCAGGAUGACUACAGGAAUGCACUGAUGAAAGAACAGCAACAAAGAAAAGUGAAUCUUCGUGAAAUGAAGAUCCUCCAACGCGAGGAACAGAAACAAGGAAUUCUACUCAUGGCCAAAAUUCGCCGUCAGUGGGAAGCUCAGGAACAACGAUUUGAACAGGAGCUGCAGGAAUUGGUAAAGAAAUUUGAGGUAGAUUUGGACACUUCAAGCAGGAAUCAAAAGAAAGACAUAGAAAAACUAGAAAUUGCGCAGAAUGCUGACCUUCGCACUUCCUCACGCAAGAUGAAACAAGACCAGGAAAAAGAGCUCAAGAAAUUCAGAGAGAAUCUCAAAGAGGAACUCAAAUUUGCCAAGAAAGAGGUGGAUCAACUGCCAAGGAAUUUAAGGAAGGAGAGUUGGCGAAAGAAGAGAGAUGAAGUAGAAGUCUCACAGCGGCAAGCUGAACACGAAUUUCUAGCCAUGCAACAGGCGGAGUUUGAGAGAUUCACGAAAGAGCUGGUUGAAUUACAUCGUGAGAAGAUGUACGCCAUGGAAAUGCAAUUCCUAAAGGCGAAACACACCCUCAAGAGAGAUCACGAGGGAGAUUCGUGGAAGAUUGAGCAGCGACAACUGCAGGACAGACAUCAGUUGGCCAGAACACAACUGAAGGAGACUUUCUUCCUACAGCGAUCACAGAUGCUGAACAGACAUCAGAAGGAAGUGGAGCAACACAAUCGUCUAACCAAACUUAAGGAAGAGGAAAUGAAGAGACGUCAUGAGAUCGAACGGAAACGGCUUCCCAAGAUACAACGGGAAGAAAUCAAGUCUAAGACACAGCAGUACCGCAAGUCUUUGAGGAUAGACAAGAGAUAUUCAAUGGAUAUUGAGCGAGAAUUAAUGAAAGAGUUUGAAUUGCAGGAACGUAAAAAGGCUCGAUCAGAGUAUGAUAAAUUGUUAUUCCGACAAGAAAUGGAGGUAGAGGAGCUGCGCGUCUCCUCUGAAUCUGCUCUCAAAGAGUUGCAACUGUUACAGAAUGAGAAGCGUCACAUGUUAAUGGAAAGCGAAACUAUGAAGUUAAAAGAACGAGACGAAAAGCAUCAAACCCAGUUAGAAUCCUGGAAAGCUGAACUUGGUCCACGAAAGAAGAUUCUCGAAGAGGAAUUCGCGCGCGAGGAACGUGAACAGCAACUUUUUUAUGCCGGAAAUAUAAGCGAUUACCCAAUCUCCCCGGUAACGUCGAAUAAGGAAUCAGAAGAGGAGCCUGGGGAGAUCCAAAUGGAUGGAGAGAAAACGCCAGAGGACAAUCUUUCUAGUAAAUCAUCAUCCGGAUCUACUUAGUUCAAUGUUGUCUCUAUAGUUUCUGUACAGUUAUUGUUCAGUGUAAUAGUGUUUUUAUUGUUUAAAAGGUAGAUACGCACGUUAUAUUUGUGACAUGUGUUAGACAAUUCCCUGCUGAAAAAAAAAAUGUACUCGGGAUUAAUAAUUUACCAGACAGGAAACCGAAAUAGUUCAAUUGAACGUUUGGUUGGGUGAUAGUCAUUCGUUUAUGAAUCUCGGAAGUCGGGAAAUUAGCUUAGAUACGAAAACAGCGAUUUAAAACUGAGCAGUGAUUGACUCUUGUUGAUAUUAAGUUGUCGCCUAGAGGGCUUUUUCCAAAGAGGAUACUGAAGAUCUCGACAGUUUUAUAGCGCGCUCUGGGUUCUUAUAUUAAAAAUUGGAAAUAUUGUCCUUGAUGUUAAGUUUAACCAGUCGGCCAGUCGUGCAGACACUUGUCACAACAGUCGAAUGGCAAGGGUAGUACUGAGCCAAUCAGAAUUCUUGAGACAUUCCACUUGUCCACACUUGUGCAAAACGUUGCAAUUACGAUUCUUGAAGGUUUUACUUUUCGUGGAAUGUGGGUGAGAACUUGAACGAGUUACCAUAAAAACUUAUCUGAAACUGAAGAACCAGUUUCUAAAAUGUGUGUUUACUUAACAUUUAUAUGAUGCGACAGAUCGUGCCUCUUUGGAUGCAAUUGAUAGAUUUGAGUCAAACGUUCGUGUCUUCGCAAAAAUUAUCGGUUUGACAUGCAUUCUUUUUUUUCCAAGUGGAAAUGACAGGUGAUGUGCCUAGGUACCAUUGCAAACUUUUCGGAGACUGGUCCUCCAAACACUGAAAUGAUUCUUGUAGACUGAAUUGAAAAAUGUAGCCUUUUUAAAUUUAUCAAUAGUUUAAAACGCGAAAGGAAUAUCUCUUUUGAUAAGUUUUACCCUCCGCUACUUUUAUUUCAUGUGUGUUGUGUUAUUAUCAUUCAUUGGAUUUGUCUUUUGCUCAAAUAUAUUCUUUGGUUUUUCUUCCUUUUAAUGUGCUGUAACGUGCAAACCUUUUUUUUAAGGUCAAACAAGUCUGGUCGUAUACAUUUUGAGAACAUUUGUAAGGCUUAUAAAUAUAUUCUCUUGACAGAAUUGGCUUUUAUGAGAUGCUUUUCUUUAAGUGAGUCUUAUCUUGGUUUAGUCCAGUAUUUGCUCUUUGAAACGUUAUAAUUCCCGUAGUAAUGUCGCUGAUAGUAUUAGGUUCUUUAUGUUCUUCAUCGAAUCGAUGAUAACUUCAUUUCUUUAAGGGAAUCAUGUUUGGCUCGAUGGCAGACUUCUUUUCUUGUUAUUCAUAACUUCACGGCCUGUGAAAUUUUGCCAUGCAUUUCCUGUUUAGUUUGACCUUUUCAGACAUCAGUCCAAGCACAUCUCCCUCUUCAGUCUUAAGAAUCCUUACUGCGAUACUCGUAAUGGCCUCUUGUAACAUGUGGCCAUCUCCCACGAAAGAGGUGUCGUAAAACGAUCUUUGCUUUCUAUGAAUAUCUUAAUUUCGAAAUGCUGUCUAUUUAUGAGUGCAGUCCCCUUUAAUUAUAGUUUUUCCUACGUAAUUUAGGUUGCAUAAACCAUAGCUAAAAAUUUGUUAAAGUAAUCCCCUCUAGCAGAGCUGUGCUCGCUUAGAUUUUCAAAUUUUAUGGGAAAUUAAGAAAACAAGAUAAAUAUUUGAAAUAGUCGAAUAAAAAUUGUAAUUAUGA
Molecule: messenger RNA, 5829 nt
Organism: Pocillopora verrucosa
Lineage: Eukaryota; Metazoa; Cnidaria; Anthozoa; Scleractinia; Pocilloporidae
Product: serine/threonine-protein kinase 10
Biological process (GO): protein phosphorylation
Molecular function (GO): ATP binding; protein serine/threonine kinase activity
Source: RefSeq, a predicted model, not a curated record